Micromonas pusilla CCMP1545 is the source of this 775-nucleotide messenger RNA. RefSeq lists its product as uncharacterized. The transcript has 2 exons. Bases 191 to 493 code for a protein of 100 amino acids. The record is from RefSeq and is a predicted model, not a curated record. NCBI's taxonomy places the organism in Eukaryota, Viridiplantae, Chlorophyta, Mamiellophyceae, Mamiellales, Mamiellaceae.
CGUCCGCCGCACGGUGUCGACGACGUCAACGAUGCAGGCGCUCUCCGCGAGGGUCGCCAUCGCGCCCGCUUCGGCGAGGCUCUCCACGCGCACGCGCGCUCGUAAGGCGACGCGCGCGGUCACGACGACCGCGGGCAUCCCGAUCCACAUCGAGUACUGCGAGAAGUGAAACUACCUCCCUCGGGUGAAGAUGCUCAUCUCUAAAGCGGACGAGGCUCACCCGGGGAAGUUCGACUGGACUUACAACGUCGACUCGGUGCUUCGCGCCACCGUGCCCAACGGCAAAGGUUGGGCGAUCGAGAACCAGGCCGAGAAGCCGAUCCCGGGCGGCGAGAACGCGCUGUGGAGGAAGGGCGCGUUCGAGGUGCUGCGCACGGACACGAACGAGCUCCUGUACUCGAAGAUGGCGGAGGGGAGCCACCUCGUCGACGGCAAGGGCGGGCCGGAGGGCAAGCUCGGGUCGUUCAUCAACGAUGUCCUCGCGAACGCGUAAGUAACGCUAUUUGAUCGUGAUCGUGGAUCCGUGAAACACGGAUGGAGGAGAUGAAGGCGACCGGCGCGUCGCGUCGCGCUCGCGCGCGUCGUUUGCGGUAUACCGCGAACGACGCGCGCGACGUGGGAACACGUGAAGGAGAGCGCGGUAAAGCCCGUUUUGCCACACGGGACGCGCGCUCUCUCGAUGCCAUUCCCGCGCAGCGACCGGCGACGCCGUCGCUUUCUCUCCGACAAAAACUUUGUUCAUUUCUGUAACGUCAUCAUCACGCACGUUACUCUA